This is a messenger RNA of Cordyceps fumosorosea ARSEF 2679, 297 nucleotides long. Its product is annotated as Small ubiquitin-related modifier, SUMO. Gene Ontology annotation, molecular function: ubiquitin-like protein ligase binding; protein tag activity. The record is from RefSeq and is a predicted model, not a curated record. Bases 1 to 297 code for a protein of 98 amino acids. NCBI's taxonomy places the organism in Eukaryota, Fungi, Ascomycota, Sordariomycetes, Hypocreales, Cordycipitaceae. Gene Ontology annotation, biological process: protein sumoylation. Gene Ontology annotation, cellular component: nucleus; septin ring. The transcript is spliced from 2 exons.
AUGUCUGACGACAACGGCGGUCUUCCCGGCGACGCCCCUCCCCUCGCGGGCUCUGAGCACCUGAACAUCAAGGUCACCGACAACAACAACGAGGUCUUCUUCAAGAUCAAGCGCACAACCAAGCUGGAGAAGCUGAUGUCUGCGUUCUGCGACCGCCAGGGCAAGUCCAUGACGGCCGUGCGGUUCCUGUUUGAUGGCACGCGAGUCCAGCCAACCGACACGCCUGACCAUCUCGAGAUGGCGGACGGUGACACGCUCGAAGUUCACCAGGAGCAGGUUGGCGGCGCCGCCUUUUAG